GUGGAAAAUCGGAUGCAAAAUGUGAAGUUGGUAAGGCCUGUAGUUGUUGGGACUUAUGCCUUUUUACUAUCGCAGCAGGAGAAAAGAAAAUAUGGUAAUAUGACUCAUAAAUGGACUUGUUUGCUGCGAUGCCCUAACUCGUCCGACCUUUCCUUGUUUGUGAAUAAAGUUAUCUUUGAAUUGGAUCCUUCUUUUAUUUACCCUAAGAGAGUUUACACACAGCCCCCUUACGAAGUUAACGAAAUUGGGUGGGGGGAAUUUUACUUGACAGUAAAAAUUUAUUUUGCCGAUUCGACUCAACCGCCUGUCAACAUUGUGCAUUUUGUGAAGCUGAACACAGAAGCCGAAGUGACGAGUCCCCCCUGCGUAGUCAACGAGACAUACGAGGAAAUUAUUUUUAGGAAUCCCACUGUAAGCUUGUACAACAAAAUUGUACAGAGUAACAACACGAAAACCGCACCCCAUAAAUUCCAAGAACAUUUUAUUAAAUAUAACUUUAAGGAAGACCUGUACACAAAAAAGUAUCUUCAAUUUCAGUCGACAGUGCAAGAGGAAAUAUGCGAUCUCAUGUCGGAAGCAGCUCAGUUAUCAAAGGACAUUAACGAAGUCCAACAAAAAUAUUUUUCAAUGAAAGCCGAUAUGGGGGUUAGCAGCGACGAAAAUUAG
Plasmodium malariae is the source of this 666-nucleotide messenger RNA. RefSeq names its product gas41 homologue, putative. The transcript has 8 exons. Gene Ontology annotation, biological process: regulation of DNA-templated transcription. NCBI's taxonomy places the organism in Eukaryota, Apicomplexa, Aconoidasida, Haemosporida, Plasmodiidae. The annotation marks the transcript as partial. The record is from RefSeq and is a predicted model, not a curated record.